Miscanthus lutarioriparius is the source of this 510-nucleotide messenger RNA. Lineage: Eukaryota; Viridiplantae; Streptophyta; Magnoliopsida; Poales; Poaceae. The record is from the annotation of a GenBank genome assembly.
AUGGCCUGCCGCCUCGCCCUCGCCGGCGCCACCGCCACCGCCACCGCCGCCGCUGCCCGCGCCCCCCGUCGCGCCGUGAUCGCCGCCGCCUCCGCUUCUUCCGCCGGAGAACCCGCGCGUCGCAUCAUCCGCCGUCGCGCGCCACCGGGGCAGCAGGGCUCUGCGACCGCGCCCCCCGCCCAGCCGUCCGUCGCGGAGGUGCGCCGCGCCAUCGGCGUCUCCGACGACGAUGCGUCGGCCGCCGCAUCCAUGGAGGCGAAGAACUCCGCGUUCAUGGACCUCAUCGCUACCACGCCCAUCGGGAAGCCGGAGAGCGAGCCCGAGCGCCGCCUCCGCGAGGCCGCCGAGUGGGUAGUCGACAACACUGAGACGCGCGCUUGCGAAGGACAGAAGUCUUUCUUAGUGCUAUGCAUGAUGACAUUUCCUGCGUGGUUCUUGCUCAUGUUUAUUGCCCUUGGAGUCAUAAAGUUACCAUUUGAUAUUCCAGUUCUGGAUAAUCUCCUAAUGUAA